AUUCGCGUCACUAUUCUCGAGUCGCUCGAGUAACCGAGUAACGGACCGUUCGCAAUAACGUGGGCGAGCUCUCUUAUAUACAGACAUGUCUAUCUGUAUAUAUAUGUAUAUAUAGAUAUAUAGUAUUCACACACGAAAGUAGUGACUGUUACGAAGGGUCUGGACCCCCCAUAAUACACCAGACGGCGACAUUCGGUCCUCGUCUCUUUCUCUCUCUCUCUCUGUCACACACACACACACGCACGAUAUAUAAGCUCUCGCGCUUAUCCGUCUUCCUACGCCCCCCCCCACUCAUCCUUCUCCUCCUCCUCCUCCUCCUCCUCCCUUCCUACUUCCAUCUUCCUCGAUGUGUCCUCUCUCGCUUCUUCCCUUUUUCUUUUUUAUUUUUUCUCUUUUUUCUUCUAUCUCUUUUUUUUCUUUUCUCUCUUCUCUCUUUCCCUCUCUCUCUCUACUGUCUCGAGGUCGUCAUCGUCGUCGUCGUCAUCGUCGUUGUCGUCGUCGUUGUCGUCGUCGUCGUCGUCGUCGUUGGUGCUUUGUUUAUCGCAAAUAUGCGCUCACACUGUGGUACUAGAGACCUUCCUUCUUUCAUAAGAAGAGAACAGAACGAGAACGGACGUUCGUCGGUCAGUUUAUGUCGAGGUGCGAUCGAGUGAGGAUCGUCGCGUGCGAUCUACGAUAAUAAUCACGAUCACGAAUUCCUUAUCAUCAUCGAAUCCAUUAAUCGUAAUUGUCAUUGUCGUUUGUCGCGAACGAGAGAGAGAGAGAGAGAGAGAGGGAGAAAGAUAGGGAGAGAUCGAUAACGAGACACAUAGGUGAAGAACAAUGUCACAGGUGCGUAGAAUCGUUCCGUUAAUGAAAAUCACCGAGAUCGAAGAGAAUUCUCCGCAAAAGGUUCAGGAUAAGUCGCUGGAAAUAGUCUCGCCGGUAUCAAGCAUGAUUCGUGAUUUCGAUAAGUCUACGAUAUCGUUAAAAGAAUGUAUGGAAAGUGAUACGAACAAUUCAGAUCUGCGUUUAGAUUUGUCCAAGGUAAUCUCGCCGAAUGUGGGAAAAGAACAAAGUCUCUUCAAGAAUGUAUUUAGAAUUAGAAGUACGCCGGAAAAAGAGGUAGCUCCUAAACCAAAAGCACGAAGAUUAGUGGGCAUGGCGGCACGAAGAUUCGUCGGUCUUGAAACCUUCUCGCCAUCUACCAACAAAGAAAAUGGCACAGUUAAUCGUAACGUCAACUCUAGUCCGCAGAAAAUAAAUGGAAGCAAACGGUCACGCUUCCCUCUCGAAGAUUGCGACUCGAACAACCAGGAUAACAGCUAUGGAGUUAAUUUGCACGAGAGAGAUACACGUACUGGAUUUCAAUUUGCGGAACCUCUUGGCGUGCCACCAAGACGUAUAAACGUCGCGGAUGCUCGAAGUCCCAUACAAUCACCUAUAAGAUCAUCGCCUCGUGAAUUAUUAACCGAUCCGAUGAUCUUCCGUAGUUUGUCAUCGGGAUACGAGAGUAUGGACGACGAUUUAAACGAUCUUAUGGAUUUGGACGCUUUGGACGAAGCAACGCAUUUACCAAAUGGCCUUACGAGUUUACUAUCUGGUAGCAUAGUUGGGUCGGAAAUAAUGGAAUAUGCUAUAAUAACAACACCGGAGUAUCCUCGUACAAAAGUGAAACGUUCCUUUCGACGUUCUAUGUCAUUACAAAACGACCGAAAUAAUCCGCAGUCGUCCGUAUCGAAAGUACGUUCCUGUCUAUUUCGUUCGCCCUCGACAACCUGUUCAACUCGUAAACUAACAUUCGACGACAAUACACAAACGCGUAAUCCAUCUUAUCCGAAUGUGGACUCACCGCCGGAAACGAGAUCGUUUAAAAGACCAGAUCCACCAGCCGAACAUAGUCCUCGAUUAGUCAAGAGGUCUAGGAUAUCGGUUGACUUCCAACAUAUACCGGAGGACGUUGAAUUGGAGAUAUCGUCCAAACAGACAACUUACGUAACGGAGAUCGAAACGAAGCUAGUCAAAAAAUCAAUCAAGUCAAAUUGUUUGGAGAAUAUGCCAGAAAGUGUAGAAACUUGUGAGCCUAUUAAGGAAACCUUGGAGAAUGUUUUUGGCGAUAGUAAAACACAUGCCAUGAUCAAAUCGGCGAUACACCGUAGCGUAACCGACGCCGAUCUUACAGGUGACUUUAGUAAACCUUGCAUUUUACCUCUUGCCGAGGGUCGACACGAUGAUCUCAAAUCGAUCUCCGUUGAUACCUUGGCAGCUUUGAUGCGUGGUGAUUUUGAAGAGUACAUUGAUUCCUUCGUUAUCGUCGAUUGCCGAUAUCCUUACGAAUACGAAGGUGGACACAUCCAAGGUGCACUCAAUCUUUAUAGCAAGGAAUUGAUCGAACAACAUUUAAUCGAUCCAUUGACCAACGUACCGGAGAUACAGCCCAAUUCUUGCAAACGUCGCAUUCUCGUCUUCCAUUGUGAAUUCUCUUGGGAACGUGGACCGAAUCUUUCCCGUUUUCUACGUAAUAUCGAUCGUCAACGUAACAAGGAACAUUAUCCUGCCCUUCAUUAUCCGGAAGUUUAUCUAUUACAUGGAGGUUAUGAACAGUUCUAUAAGGAACAAAGAAACCUUUGCUCGCCACAGGGCUACAAACCAAUGUCGGAUCCGAAUCACGAGGCCGAUCUCAAACAAUUCCGUGUUAAGAGCAAAAGUUGGCAAUCUGAAAAACCUGUAAGCAGAGUUAGUGGACUCAUGGUUAGAACGAAUAUCAAGCGUUUAGGUUUUUGAGAUAUUCUUUUUUCUUCUUCUCCUUCUUCUUCUUCUUCUCCUUCUUCUUCUUCUUCUUCUUCUUCUUCUUCUCCUUCUUCUUCUUCUUCUUCUUCUUCUUCUUCUUCUUCUUCUCCUUCUCCUUCUUCUUCUCCUUCUUCUUCUUCUUCUUCUCUACCCUUCCUUCCUUGAAUCUCUUCGUGUUCUUUUGUCAAGAUUACUUGGAUGCACUAAGGUGACUUCGACACUAUAUUGCAAACAAAGAUCUAUAUUCUCCCCUUUAUUUUUCUAUUCUCCUAUUUUAUUUAACUUUCUUUUCUUUUCUUUUUUUUGUUUUUUUAUUUUUCACACAUCGGGAUUGAACGCGGCGCGAGUUUCGUUUCUUGUUUCUUUUUCCUUCUUCUUCUUUACGCCUUCUUUCUCCGCAUAUUAUGCAAUCGCGCGUUCAAAGUGCAAGAGGAGCAAGGAAUCGAGUUUUCCUUGCUCGCGAAACUAUAUGUGAGUCCUGUGAAUCGUCAAGUGUCUAAUUCGAGAUUAUAAUAUCUUAUAGAGACUCUUCGCGAAGAGUUCCUUUUUCUUCUGUUUUUUUCCUCCCCCUUUUUUCUUUUUUUUUUCUUUUCCUUUUCUUUUUUUUUCUGUAUAUAUGUUCUUCCGUACAAGUUAGAUUUAGAUUAUACAUAAACGAGAGAUAACCAUCGAAAAGAGAGAGAGAGAGAGAGAGAGAGAGAGAGAGAGAGAGAAAAGAAAAAAGAUAAUAACACCAAUUAAAAAUGCAACACAAACAAAACAAAUUAGAAAAUGGGGGCGUGCGUUUCUUUCGGGGGAAAAAAUAAUUGUCAAUAUAUUAUUAUUAAGUUAAUUGUAAGGAAAAUAUUUUUCGUCGAGUUUUAUGAAGAGGGGGAAGAAAAGAAAAACAAGCAUUCGAUAGGAUAAUAAAUUCCUUUGUGUUAAAUCCAAAUCCGGCGAAAUAAUGAUCAAAGAUGCAAUAGCUCCAUCCUGAUCUACUUACGAUAUGAUGGUGGAGCGGCGUGGAGCCAUAAGAGAGUCAAAUGUGUCACAAAUCUUUAAUGCUUCAAUCAUUAAUUCCGGGCGAGCAUCCCACUUGUACACUUAGACACUCUACUCUCUUAUGACUUUACGAUGUAAAAGUGUUUUCACUCUAUCAUCAUUGUUUAUUUUAGAAAAAUAACUUUGCUGUAGAUGUUGUGUGUCUGUAUGUGAGAGAAAGAAAGAGAAAUAGAAUGAGUAUAUAUAUGCGUGUAUGUAUGCCUGUAUGUAUGCCUGUAUGUCUGUAUGUAUGCGAAAGAGGGAGAGAGAGAAGGAAGAUGAAAAAUGUAGUAUUUUGUUAUCGUCAUUGAGCGUUCUCGUCUCGAUAGACGAUACGACCAAAGUAUUUCCUAUUUAGCGAAUUUCUAGGUUAAUUAUCUCUUCUUUUUUGACGACAUCUAUUGCGUUCAAAAUGGCAGGGUAUGCAUGAACAAAAUGGAUGACACGAGUAUUCCUAAAUGUGCAAAGUUCCCAAUGUUAUAAUGUAAAAAUUAUUCCAUGUUAAAUAUACAUUGUAAGCUAUACUUUA
Vespa crabro (European hornet) is the source of this 4318-nucleotide messenger RNA. Its product is annotated as M-phase inducer phosphatase-like. Gene Ontology annotation, cellular component: nucleus; cytoplasm. NCBI's taxonomy places the organism in Eukaryota, Metazoa, Arthropoda, Insecta, Hymenoptera, Vespidae. Gene Ontology annotation, molecular function: protein tyrosine phosphatase activity. The coding region runs from base 823 to 2763 and encodes 646 amino acids. Gene Ontology annotation, biological process: positive regulation of G2/MI transition of meiotic cell cycle; positive regulation of G2/M transition of mitotic cell cycle; protein dephosphorylation. The record is from RefSeq and is a predicted model, not a curated record. The transcript is spliced from 5 exons.